AGAAUGAACAUUCUCUCCGUUACCAUCCAAACCAAUUGCAAUGGCAAUUUAGCAAAAGGCUGAAGAAAAGGACCCACCUUAUCCAAUUCCCCUCCCGCCCCCCUUCCCUUCUUCGUUUUCAUUUUCUCCUUCUUUUUCCUCCAAUUCUAAAUCCCAUCAUUCUUUUUCCCAAAUAAUACUCCAUUUUUAACAUUUGCCGUAAGGGAUCCUCAGCUUUUCUGGGUUGUGGAGAAUGAACGUCAAAGCUCCGGCGACGAGGACUCGGGUUGGGAAGUACGAGCUCGGUAAAACCCUCGGCGAGGGAACUUUUGCUAAGGUCAAGUUCGCAAAAAACGUCGAGAAUGGUGAUUAUGUGGCCAUUAAGAUUCUCGACCGGGAAAAAGUUCUUCGCCACCGGAUGGUCGAACAGAUUAAAAGAGAGAUUUCGACUCUCAAAGUGGUCAAGCAUCCGAACGUUUGUAAGAUUUAUGAGGUUAUGGCAAGCAAAUCAAAGAUCUACAUUGUUCUUGAGUAUGUGGAUGGAGGCGAGCUUUUUGACAAGAUAGCUGCAAAGGGAAGGCUUAAAGAGGAUGAGGCAAGGAAAUAUUUCCAUCAACUUAUUAAUGCUGUAGAUUACUGCCAUAGUAGAGGCGUGUACCAUCGAGAUCUGAAGCCUGAAAAUCUUCUUCUGGAUUCACAUGAUGUUCUUAAAGUGUCAGAUUUUGGAUUGAGUGCAUUUUCGCAGCAAGUACGAGGGGAUGGUCUUCUUCACACUGCCUGUGGGACCCCAAACUACGUUGCUCCUGAGGUCCUCAAUGAUAAAGGUUAUGAUGGUACAUCUUCUGAUCUUUGGUCAUGCGGGGUCAUUCUCUUUGUUCUUAUGGCUGGUUUCUUGCCUUUUGACGAGCCAAAUCUAAUGUGUUUGUAUAGAAAAAUUUCCAAGGCUGAUUUUGCCUUUCCUUCGUGGUUCUCAAAUGGUGCGAAAAAACUAGUUCGCCGCAUUCUUGAUCCAGACCCUACUACUCGAAUAUCAAUAGCAGAAAUUCAAGAAGAUCCAUGGUUCAAGAAAGACUACACACCUGCUCAUUUUGAAGUGGAGGAGGAUAUAACUCUUGAUGAUGUAGAUGCCGCUUUUAGCAGCUCGAAGGAGCAUCUUGUUACCGAAAGAAAAGAGAAGCCAGUGUCCAUGAAUGCUUUCGAGCUUAUCUCUAGGUCACCCGGUUUUAGUCUUGAAAAUCUAUUUGAAAAGCAGAAGACUGUUGCAAAGAGAGAAACUCGUUUUACUUCGCAAAGCCCUGCAAACGAGAUCAUGUCGAAGAUUGAAGAAACUGCAAAACCGAUGGGUUUCAACGUACGAAAACGGGACUAUAAGAUGAAGUUGCAAGGUGACAAGACUGGGAGGAAAGGACACCUCUCCAUAGCUACUGAGGUCUUUGAAGUGGCUCCUUCCUUGCAUAUGGUGGAGCUUCGGAAAACAGGGGGCGACACGCUCGAGUUUCACAAGUUCUAUAAGAGUUUCUCUUCAGGAUUAAAAGACAUAGUGUGGAGAACUGAUGAAAAUACCGUAGAAGGAAGCUAAUAUCUCUCCUCUUCAUAACGCUGCUGUUAUGAAGUUGAUUCCUGAGGUCAUUGCGGGUAUUUCCUUCCUGUCGUCACUUCAUCGAUGCCAAUACAAAGAACUACACAUGUUGGAGAAGUCUAAGAAAAUUUGUACUUUUUCUUGUUUCUCAUAACUCAUUAAAUACAGUAAUUGUACAAAUAAUCAAAAACUGUAAUAAAAGAAGUGAUUUCAUGCAA
This is a messenger RNA of Cucumis melo (muskmelon), 1776 nucleotides long. RefSeq names its product CBL-interacting serine/threonine-protein kinase 9. The record is from RefSeq and is a predicted model, not a curated record. Gene Ontology annotation, biological process: signal transduction; protein phosphorylation. Gene Ontology annotation, molecular function: ATP binding; protein kinase activity. Bases 233 to 1558 code for a protein of 441 amino acids. NCBI's taxonomy places the organism in Eukaryota, Viridiplantae, Streptophyta, Magnoliopsida, Cucurbitales, Cucurbitaceae. The transcript is spliced from 14 exons.